This is a messenger RNA of Alligator sinensis (Chinese alligator), 2111 nucleotides long. RefSeq names its product dihydrouridine synthase 4 like (gene DUS4L). The record is from RefSeq and is a predicted model, not a curated record. NCBI's taxonomy places the organism in Eukaryota, Metazoa, Chordata, Crocodylia, Alligatoridae. Gene Ontology annotation, biological process: tRNA processing. Gene Ontology annotation, molecular function: flavin adenine dinucleotide binding; tRNA dihydrouridine synthase activity. The transcript is spliced from 7 exons. The coding region runs from base 303 to 1250 and encodes 315 amino acids.
UGGAGCCGGCGGGGCGGGACCGGGAGCGGCGGCGGGUGUCCGUCCUGCCCCACGUGCUCAUUGCUUUUCCCUGCCCUCUUAUCCACCCGCUCCAUCCUCUCCGCUCCCGCCUGGGCUCGGCGCGGCGGCGCGUCGGCGCGUCGCGCCCCUGGGUUUCCCUGCCCCAGAAGGGCCAGGCAGGUCUGCCCCCUCGCUAGGGCACUGCCACACGUUCAGGUUGAAGCUGGAUAGAAACCAACUCUAAAGCUGUUACACGGUUUCAAGCACUGACUUGGUGAUUUAAAAAGACCUAGAAUUUAUACAUGAUCUGUGACACCACAGACACCCCAGAAUGUCUUCUGAGAGAUCCAGUAGAUCUGUUUCAUUCUGGGCACAUUGUGAAAAUAUGUGCCCCUAUGGUCCGUUAUUCAAAGUUGGCUUUCCGAACUUUGGUCAGGAAAUACAACUGUGAUUUGUGUUAUACACCAAUGAUAGUUGCUGCUGACUUUGUCAGAUCUGUUAAAGCUAGAGACAGUGAAUUCACAACAAACCGAGGUGAUCGCCCACUGAUUGUACAAUUUGCUGCUAAAGAAGCACAGGUUUUAUCAGAUGCUGCCUGUAUCGUCUGUCCCUUUGCAGAUGGAAUAGAUUUAAACUGUGGUUGUCCUCAGAGGUGGGCAAUGGCAGAAGGUUAUGGUGCUUGUUUAAUAAAUAAACCAGAGCUAGUUCGAGAUAUGGUCAGACAAGUAAGAAAUCAAGUGGAGAACCCCAGAUUUUCAGUAUCUAUUAAAAUAAGGAUCCAUGAUGAUCUAAAGAGAACUGUAGACCUCUGUCGAAAAGCAGAAGCAACUGGAGUUUCCUGGAUUACAGUUCAUGGAAGAAGUGUAGAAGAAAGACAUCAGCCAGUACACUAUGAUGCAAUCAAAAUAAUUAAACAAAACAUAUCUAUACCUAUUGUGGCUAAUGGAGAUAUUAAAUCAUUAAAAGAUGCAGAGAAUGUUCAUCAUAUGACAGGUGCAGAUGGUGUUAUGGCAGCAAGGGGGCUCUUAGCCAAUCCAGCCAUGUUUGCAGGAUUUGAUGAAACACCACUGAAGUGUGUACAGGACUGGGUUGACAUUGCUCUUGAACAUGGGACUCCUUUUACAUGUUUUCAUCAUCACUUGAUGUACAUGAUGGAACGGAUAACUUCAAAACAAGAAAAAAAGGUUUUUAAUGUUUUAUCAAGCACCCCAGCAGUUUUGGAUUACCUUAGUGACCACUAUGGAGUGUAAGAGCUUUUAAAGUAUUUUAAACAUAUGAGUAUCACAUUUUAUAUUUCGGAAUUGCUAAUAAGUUGUCCUCAUGUUGAUAUUUUAUUUGUCAACGUCAUAUAUAAUACCAAAAGAUUUUGUGCAGUCACAUAUUACUAAAUGUUUGAUCAUAUUUGAUCAUAAUAUGAUCAUUUUUAUAGUAUUUUUAUGUUAACUUUUGCUACUCAGGAAAUAGUAACAACUUGAAAACAGCCUUUAUAUGGAGAUAUUGCAGUGCAUUACUAUACAUGGAGUUAUGAUGAUAUAAGCAAGUCCUUGUAGAAAAAACAUUAAUAUAUGCAGUACCAAAGUGUUUACAAAGACAGGUCCCGGCCCUGCAGCCUUUGCUCAUAAGAGAUUUCUGCUCGGAACAAUAGGCCUAAUGAUAAGUAAGGGCUAUAGGAUCAAAUGUAAAGGAUAUUAAAUAGAUUUGUUCUUUUAUCUGUGAAAAGCUUAAGGUGUAUUUUUCUGAUGUACAGAUAAUUAUGCUGUCAUUUUAAGUUUAAACAAUGGAAAAUGUUAGUGCCCAGAAUAUCAGGGCUUUCCACAGCUGCCUCUCUUUAGGUUCAGCUGUUUCUUUUGGCAAAUGUAAAUGGGCUUUGAACUCAGCAGAAUUCCAGAUUCCCCUUGCUAUAUGAUUGAAAUAGAUUAAAACUAUGUGUGUUUAUCUUGUAACUGAAAGAACAGGCUAAAUUAUAUUUUCUACCCAUUAUAGGGAUAGCAGGGCAACUCUGUGCGCAGGGCAGCAACAGUUGACACAGUUCCAAUGGCAGUGGUGCAAUGAGAUGCUGCAGCAGUGGCAGUUAUUUUUGUGCCCUUCUACCCGCUCAACCAAGGUGUACC